Molecule: messenger RNA, 2105 nt
Organism: Rosa chinensis
Lineage: Eukaryota; Viridiplantae; Streptophyta; Magnoliopsida; Rosales; Rosaceae
Product: CBS domain-containing protein CBSCBSPB3
Exons: 14
Coding region: 203-1831 (542 amino acids)
Molecular function (GO): protein binding
Source: RefSeq, a predicted model, not a curated record
CCAUUAAAGGUAAACUCUGUCUGUUGUCUCCCCCAGACCAAAAUUGCAAAAGGAAGACGGUUGGAGCCACCCAGCCCUUGUCUUCCUUUCUCUAUCUCUAUCUCUAUCUCCACCACUACUGAAGCUUAAUUAGGGUUUCUUUACUUCAGAUUAAACCCACCCACAACAAAAAGAACCCUAAUUUACAGAGAGAGAGAGAGAGAUGAGCAGCCAAGUUGGCAUGAGGAGGACCAGUCUCACCCAGAAGCGCGGCCCCUCCACCGUCACUAAGAAAUCGGUCCCAAGCGAGAACGGAGCCAUCUCUAAUGGCACCACCAGCAAACCCUCGUCUCCUCCUGCCCUUGCGACUGCUGGUGGAGAGAGGACAGUGAAGAAGCUGAGGUUGUCGAAAGCCCUCACAAUCCCCGAGGGGACCACUGUAUCCGAUGCUUGCCGGAGGAUGGCUGCCCGGCGUGUGGAUGCUGUGCUUUUGACCGAUGCAAAUGCAUUGCUUUCUGGAAUUGUGACUGACAAGGACAUUGCCAGUAGGGUCAUUGCAGAGGGAUUGAGACCGGAGCAGACAAUUGUAUCAAAGAUCAUGACGCGGAAUCCUAUUUUUGUUAAUGCUGACUCAUUGGCCAUGGAAGCUCUACAGAAGAUGAUCCAGGGUAAAUUUAGGCACCUUCCUGUUGUAGAAAAUGGUGAGGUUAUUGCCUUGUUGGAUAUCACAAAAUGCCUCUAUGAUGCUAUAUCAAGAAUGGAAAAGGCAGCUGAGCAGGGGAGUGCCAUUGCUGCUGCAGUUGAAGGAGUUGAACGCCAGUGGGGAGCCAAUUUUUCUGCUCCAUAUGCUUUUCUGGAAACUCUGAGGGAGCGAAUGUUCAAGCCUUCAUUGUCAACCAUCAUUGGUGAAAACACAAAGGUUGCAAUUGUAUCCCCAUCAGAUCCUGUCUAUGUUGCGGCAAAAAAGAUGCGGGACUUUCGGGUUAAUUCAGUUAUAAUUGUCAUGGGGAACAAGAUUCAAGGGAUACUCACUUCAAAGGAUAUUUUAAUGCGAGUCGUGGCACAAAAUCUUUCUCCUGAGUUGACUCUGGUGGAAAAGGUAAUGACGCCGAACCCUGAAUGUGCUACAUUAGAGACUACAAUUCUUGAUGCACUGCAUAUAAUGCAUGAAGGGAAGUUCUUGCAUCUUCCUGUCUUAGACAGAGCAGAUGAAUCUGUUGCUGCAUGUGUGGAUGUUCUGCAGAUAACUCACGCAGCAAUCUCUAUGGUUGAAAGUAGUUCAGGAACCGUUAAUGAUAUGGCAAACACAAUGAUGCAAAAGUUCUGGGAUUCAGCACUUGCUUUAGAGCCGGCUGAUGACUGUGAUACUCAAAGUGAAAUGUCUGCACUAAUGGCUUCUGAUGCGGCAGAACAAGCCAAGUUCACUUAUCCUUCUAUUGGUCUUGGAAAUUCAUUCGCCUUCAAGUUUGAAGAUCGAAAAGGUCGAGUGCAUCGACUCAAUAGUGGCACAGAAAAUUUAGAUGAGCUUGUAUCUGCUGUCAUGCAAAGGACUGGUGGUGCUAAGGAUAAUGAUCAUCCUCAGAUUUUGUAUGAAGAUGAUGAAGGUGAUAGAGUUCUACUUGCAAGUGAUGAUGAUCUUGUUAGUGCUGUUAGCCAUGCUCGAGCAGUGGGACAGAAGGUCCUAAGGUUGCAUCUGGAUUUCUCUGAUUCUGGGCACCAAACCACAUCCCAAUUGAGUAAAACCACAACCCAGAAAAUGGGAUGGACGUAUUCGCACACUGGAAUUUUGGCAGGUGCCUGUGUUUUAACUGGCAUUGGCUUGAUGGCGUACAUAAAGCGCACUAAUCUGUAAUGACUGUUUUUGCUUCAUUGAAAGAAAAUGUCUAGGAUCGGUGGGAUGAUUUGCUAAAGACUAAAGAGCCCUGCCAAUCCUGUUAGAUGCUUGUUGGCAGAGGUUUAAGAAGCUGAAUACAUUAGGAUUGAGAUCACCUGCAGAAGCAAGUGCUAUAGAAAAGGAAAAAUAAUGUCCUGUAGGAUACACGCUGAGCCAAAGGGACAUUAUCUAAUGAAUGGCUUAUUCUACCAAAAUAUAUUUUAUAGCUAAUUUCCCAGCUUCAUCUUUUUCA